CUGAUUUAUAAAUCACAGCGUGUUUAUAUUACGGUGCAAACUGCACGUGAACUGCGGACAAGAGUAUCAAAACAGCUGAAAUAGUGCAGAUGUCCUCGAAAGUACUUGUACUUGGUGGUGGUGGUCGAGAACAUGCAUUGUCCUGGAAACUGGCACAGUCACCAGAGGUGAAGGCUGUAUAUGUUGCCCCUGGUAAUGCCGGAACUGCCAGAUGUGGAAAGGUUGACAAUGUUGUAUUGAAUUUGAAGGAUUUUGAUGAAGUGAGUAGAUGGUGUAAAGACAAUGAAAUAGACCUUGUAGUUGUGGGUCCUGAAGAUCCAUUAGCUGCAGGAAUCUCUGAUCAUCUAACUGCUCAAGGUAUUACGUGCUUUGGUCCAAGCAAAGAGGCAUCUCAGAUAGAGUCGAGCAAGGAAUUCUCAAAGAACUUUAUGAAAAGACAUGAUAUCCCCACUGCCAGAUUUGCAUGUUUUACCAAUGCCGAGGAUGCCAUUAACUACAUAGAAAGUGCAGAUUUCCCAGCCCUGGUUGUCAAGGCUUCAGGAUUAGCUGCUGGGAAAGGUGUUGUCAUAGCGACCAAUAAAGCGGAGGCUUGUCAAGCUGUGAAGGAAUGUUUACAGGAGAAAAAAUUUGGUGCCUCAGGUGAGACAGUUGUUGUGGAGGAGCUUCUCCAAGGCGAAGAAGUCUCAAUCCUGGCCUUCAGUGAUGGAACCACAGUGUCGUUAAUGCCAGCAGCUCAGGACCAUAAACGUCUCCUAGAUAGAGAUGAGGGACCUAACACAGGGGGCAUGGGGGCUGUAUGCCCAUAUCCAAAGGUUGGCUUUUCUGACUUGAGAAAGAUCAAGGAAGAUAUAAUGCAGAAAACUGUUCAGGGUCUCAAAGAGGAGGGAAUACCUUACGUUGGAGUGUUGUAUGCAGGCUUAAUGAUGACUGAUGAUGGACCAAAAGUUCUUGAGUAUAACUGUAGAUUUGGAGAUCCUGAGACACAGUCUAUUCUACCUUUGAUGAAGUCUGACCUAUAUACAACUUGUGUUGCCUGUGUGAAAGGUACACUGAAUGACAAUUUACCAGAGUAUGAUCUUGCCAAGAAAGUCUUAGGUGUGGUGCUGGUUAGUGGGGGAUAUCCUGGUGCAUAUAAGAAAGGAUGUGCUAUCACAGGUUUAGAAGAGGCAGAAAAUCUGGGCAUCACUGUAUUUCAUGCAGGAACAGCUGUGAAAGAUGACAGUCUAGUUACCAGUGGGGGUCGCGUCCUGGCUGUGAUGGCCAUGGAGUCCAACUUUGAGACAGCGGCAUCAGUGGCACAGAAGGGGGCAGAAAUGAUCAAGUUUGAUGGAGUCUAUCAUAGAAAGGAUAUAGGAUUUAGAGUUGUUAGUAGGUCUUUACACACACCACCAUUGAGUUACAAGGAUGCAGGUGUAGACAUUGCUGCAGGCAAUAAUCUAGUGCAGGCCAUAAAACCACUGGCUGCUUCAUCAACCAGAUCUGGGUGUAUGGCAGCUCUUGGAUCGUUUGGUGCCCUCUUUGACCUGAAAGCUGCUGGUUUCCAGGAUCCUAUUCUGGUGUCUGGCACAGAUGGGGUUGGAACCAAACUCAAGAUAGCGCAGGCGAUAGAACAUCACAAGUCCAUUGGUAUAGACCUUGUAGCAAUGUGUAUCAAUGAUAUACUUGCACAUGGAGCAGAACCUCUGUAUUUCCUCGACUAUUAUGCUACGGGGAAGUUGAAGGUCAGUGUGGCAAGGGACGUCAUUGAAGGAAUCACUGAAGGUUGCAGACUGGCUGGUUGUGCUCUUGUUGGUGGGGAGACAGCAGAAAUGCCGGGCAUGUAUCAGCAAGGAGACUAUGAUAUCGCUGGGUUUGCUGUGGGUGCUGUAGAACGUAACAAGAUUUUACCACGUGUUCAGAAUAUACGAGUCGGCGAUGCUGUGAUUGGGCUAGGAUCGAGUGGUCUCCAUAGUAACGGAUUCAGCUUGGUUAGAAAACUUGUGGAAAAGCUUGAGUUGAGAUAUGAUAAACCGUCGCCAUUCAAAACUGGAAACAGUCUUGGAGAUGACCUUUUAACCCCGACCAGAAUAUACGUGAAUUCCGUGCUACCAUUGAUGAAGACUGGAGAUGUUAAAGCUUUUGCCCACAUCACUGGGGGAGGUCUGAUAGAGAAUAUACCCAGAAUCCUCCCAGACGGACAUAGAGUUAGGCUAGAUGCCAGUAAAUGGAACAUGCCUCCCGUGUUUGGCUGGCUUUCAGAAAAGGGUAAUAUCCCAGAGAGUGAGAUGGCCAAGACAUUUAACUGUGGUAUUGGGGCAGUACUUAUUGUUGACCAGUCACUAGCCAGUCAGAUUGUGGAACAGCUCUCUAGUAAUGGAGAAACAGCAGCUGUGAUUGGAUCUGUGGAGAAACAAACGGGAGAGCGACGCGUGAUCAUAGAGAAACUGCAGUCUGCCCUGAUACAGUGCUGGAGGCAUGUUCCUGGUGUGAGCAGGAAAAAGAGAGUUGGUGUACUUAUAUCUGGCUCAGGUACCAAUUUGCAGGCAUUGAUAGAUUUCACACGUGAUGCUUCAAACUUCAGUGCUGCCGAGCUAGUGCUUGUGAUCUCAAACAAGCCAGAUGUUCCAGGUCUUAAACGAGCAGAAAAGGCUGGUAUUGCUACCAAGGUGAUAAGCCAUAAGAACUAUGGUAGUAGAGAAGAGUUUGAUGAUGCGUUACAUCACAGUCUUGUAGCUGCAGGAGUGGAAAUCGUGUGCCUUGCUGGUUUCAUGAGGAUUCUCUCUGGUGACUUUGUUAAGAAAUGGUCCGGGAGAAUGUUGAAUGUCCAUCCGUCAUUGCUGCCAUCCUUCAAAGGACAUGACGCUCAUUGGCAAGUCCUCAAGUCUGGUGUACGCAUUUCUGGCUGUUCUGUACACUUUGUCGCAGAAGAAGUAGAUGCCGGAGCCAUCUUGGUCCAAGAGUCAGUGCCAGUCUACCACGAUGAUACGGAGGAUAUCUUAAGUGAGAGGAUCAAACAAAAAGAACACAAAGCCUACCCAAAGGCUCUGGAAAUGGUGGCGAGUGAACAGGUUAAACUAAAACCUGAUGGUCGCAUUGAGUGGUGUUUCUGAGAAUUUAGAUAUUCUCUGUUGAAAAUCGCUUAUGUUGCCAUACCUUGCUUCUGUUGUUAAAUAUUCGCACUGUGAGAUUAAGCAUGACAAAUGAAAUUUUUUUGUAAAAAAUAACUUUAGUAUCAUAUUUGUUUAAGUUUUGUUGAUAUUUUUUUCUAAAUAUUGUUUAAUCAUAUUGUUAAUAAAUGAGUAUUUUUUUCAUAUUCUCCACUUAUUACGUACUGUGAAAUCAUUAAUAUUUGUGGAUUUUGUGGUUGAGUCCGUCCACAAAAUUUUAACCCAACAAACAAAUAAAAUUUCCAUUCAUUUUCUGUUAAAAGUUGGAAUCAGCAAAUUCGUAUCCCCACAAAAUUGCAGUUUUGACAAAAAGCACAAAAUUCAUUGCCCACGAAAGUAAAUAACUUUACAGUAUAAAAUAAUAAAGCGAAGUUGCACAUAUCUUGCUAUAUUUGAGAUUUUUUAAAAUUUAGAAGCAUUUAAAAAGACCAAAAUAUUCAAUAGUAUGGUAAGUGAUAAAAUUGACUAUGUAGUUAGCAAAAGUACUGAUACUUUUAUAUGAAUCUGGAGGCAUGUUUCCUAAAGUAAAUGCCCUUUACUUUUACUUUCUUUACUUUUACUUUUCGUUAUUGAAAUCAAACAAAAUGUGUUCAUAAACAAAUUUGAUCUCAGAUAUUUAUGUCAUUGUACACAAAUCAUGUGACUUGCAAAUACUCAUUUCCAUUGAUAAUUUGGUGCAUUUAUGAGUUUUUUUUAUAGAUAUAUAUAUUCAUGAGAUUAUCUUUUUUGAAGAGUGCUUAUGCAAAAUGUUUUUUUUUUUCAUUGUAUAACACUUGAUAAUGAAAAUGUGUUCAGUUAAUUUUUGCUACAUUUGUUUUGUUAUUUUUCAGUUGAGUUUCAAGUAAAAUGUGUAGUAAUAAAUGAGGUUAGUGAUUUUAUGACCAAAUGUUUGUUUUUCAUUGUUGUUAAUGUAACUAUACAACUACUGUGUUAUUUAAGUUUACAGUCUUAUUGAAAUGUUGCUUCUUUUCUUCACUAGAAAUCCUGAAAUUCUAAUUAUUGAGAUUUCAAACUUUUGCAGGUGUGUGUAGGAGUUUAUUUUUUAACUAUGUGGCCUCUUGCCAGAGGGGUUAAUGAAUUUUUAGGAAAGCUUGCUUGUGAAACUUUGGUGCUUGCUAAGAAUGUAAGAUGGUGCUUAGGUAUAAUUUGUUAAGGACUUAUAGUUUUUAGUUUCAGUAGGUUGGGGUUAAGAGGCACAGUUGCUGUAAAGUAUCUAUAGCUCUGUGCUAAUAGGGAAACUUGUUGAAAUGUCUCUUUAGUUAAGGGAUAAUAGGGACAGAUGCUGAAAAUUUUCUGUAGGUCAGGAUAAAUAGGGACAAUUGUAAAGUUUCUGUAGUUCAGGAUUAAAAGGGACAGUUGCUGUAAAGUUUCUUAGGUCAGGAUCAAAAGGGACAUUUGCUGUAAAGUUUCUGUAGUUCAGGAUUAAUAGGGACAAAACUGUAAAGUUCUUGUAGUUGAGGAUUAAUAGGCACAACACUGUAAAGUUUCUAAGUUCAGGAUUAAAGGGACAGUUGCUGUAAAUAUCUGUAGUUCAGGAUUAAUAGGGACAAAACUGUAAAGUUCUUGUAGCUGAGGAUUAAUAGGGACAACACUGUAAAGUUUCUAAGUUCAGGAUUAAUAGGGACAGUUGCUGUAAAGUUUCUUAGUUCAGGAUUGAUAGGGACAAAACUAAAGUUUCUGUAGUUCAGGAUUAAUAGGGACAGUUGCUGUAAAGUUUCUUAGUUGAGGAUUAAUAGGGAAAAAACUGUCAAGUUUCUGUAGUUCAGGAUUAAUAAGGACAGUUGCUGUAAAGUUUCUUAGUUCAGGAUUAAUAGGGACAAAACUGUAAAGUUUCUGUAGUUCAGGAUUAAUAAGGAUAGUUGCUGUAAAGUUUCUUAGUUCAGGAUUAAUAGGGACAAAACUGUAAAGUCUCUGUAGUUUAGGAUUGAUAGGGACAAUUGUUGUAAAGUUUCUUAGUUGAGGAUUAGUAGGGACAAAACUGUCAAGUUUCUGUAGUUCAGGAUUAAUAAGGACAGUUGCUGUAAAGUUUCUUAGUUCAGGAUUAAUAGGGACAAAACUGUAAAGUUUCUGUAGUUUAGGAUUGAUAGGGACAGUUGUUGUAAAGUUUCUGUAGUUCAGAAUUAAUAGGGACAAAACUGUAAAGUUUCUUGGUUCAGGAUUGAUGAGGAUAGUUAAUGUAAAAUUUCUUAGUUCUUGAUAAAUAGGAAUAUACAUGUAAAGUUGCUGUAGUUCAGGAUUGAUAGGGGCAGCUGUUGUAAAGUUUCUGUAGUUCAGGAUUGAUAAUAACAAUUGCUGUAAAGUUUCUUAGUUUAGGAUAAAUAGGAACAUAACUGUAAAGUUUCCAUAGUUCAGGAUAAAUAUGGACAACACUGUAAAUAUUCUGUAGUUCAGGAUUAAUAGGGAUAGUUGCUGUAAAGCGUUUAUUUUAUAGGGUAAAUAAGAACAGUUGCUGAAAACUUAAGUGUCUUAAUACAGGGUUAAUAGGGAUGGUCACAGUAAAUUUUCUGUAGUUCAGGGUUAAUGAAACAGUGGCUGUAAAGUUUCUAUAGUUUUGGAUUAAUAAGUAUACAACUGCUGUAGUUUCUAUAGUUCAGACUUAAUAGACAGAGAUGCUUAAGAUUUUCUGUUGUUAAGGUUUUAUAGGGGCAGAUGUUGUCUGGUUUCUAUAGUUUAGUCUUAAUAGGGAUGGUUGCUGUAAAGUUUUUAUAGUUCAGGGUUAAAAGGGAUGAUUGCUCAAUGGUUCAGGGUUAAUAGGGAUGGUUGCUGUAAAGUUUCUAUAGUUCAGGGUUAAAAGGGAUGAUUGCUUAAUGGUUCAGGGUUAAUAGGGAUGGUUGCUGUUAAGUUUCUAUAGUUCAGGGUUAAAGGGGAUGGUUGCUGUAAAAUUUCUAUAGUUCAGGGUUAAAAGGGAUGAUUGCUCAGCCUGUAAAGUUUUUACAAGUAGUACAGAAUUAAUAGGGACAGUUUGCUGUAAUUUUCUACAGGUCAGGGUUUAAUGGGACAGUGGCUGUAAAGUUCCUAUAGACCAGGAUUACAAAUGACAACUCCUAUGUUAUUCUGGCUGGUUACAAGUACUGUGUAGCAAUGCUUUCAAGUGAAAUUUGUGUUAGAAUAGACUGUACUUCAAAUGACAAAUUAAGAUUAUGUGAAUUAUAGAUGAAUUUCUGCUAUUCAGAUGUGCCAUAUAAAUUUUUUUGCUGACUAGCUGAAAGAGUGGAAAUAUUUAUAGAGUCUUUUUUAAAUGAUACACUUAUUAUAGACUUGACAAUUAUUUUCAACUCACCAGAGGUGCUCAUGGUCGACUGUUGUGGUCAAAUUGUGUCCAUCAUGCAUCCGUCCGUCAGUCCCUUAUCAGUAAUUUCUUUAAACAACAUCUCCCCCUAGAACUACUGAAUUGAUAUUAAUGAACUUGGCCUGAAGGUGUUUGGGUGGUCCUCUAGUAAAGUUGUUCACAAGGUUUCGCUAAUGGUCCUUAUGUAACCUUGUUCCAAGGUUGUUCAAAUUAUUCUGAUUCGUUAAAAAGCAUGGACACUAGAGGGCAUGGUCACUUUUCCCUAUAUUGAUGUAGUGGAAAAUUCUUCCUGUUUGAUAUAAUCAUAUCAGAUCAUUCCCCUAACUUCUUACCUUGCCUCCCCCAACACACAUACACAUUUCCUGUCCAUAUGUAUUUAGUAGAAGCUUUUGAAAUGUUCUUGUUGGAAAACACCUGCCUAUUUUAGUAUACUUUCAUAGACAGUUUCCUCGCACAACCAUCUGCCAAAACUGUUCAUGAACUCAGGUGAGUGAUAUAGGACCAUCAUGGCCCUCUAGUUGUAAUUAAUCUCCAGCCGUGGCGGAGGGAUUAUAGGAAUGGUCUGCGUCCGUUCUUCCGUCCGUAACAAAAUCGUGUCCGGUCCAUAUCUCCUAAACCCUUUGAAGGAUUUUCAUGAAACUUGGGUCAAAUGAUCACCUCAUCAAGACGAUGUGCAGAACCCAUGAGUCAGCCAUGCCGGCUCAAGGUCAAGGUCACAACUCAAGGUCAAAGGUUUGAGCCUUCCAUUAUGUGUCCGCUCUAUAUCUCCAAAACCCCUUGAAGGAAUUUUAUAAAACUUGGGUCAAAUGAUAACCUCAUCAAGACGAUGUGCAAAACCCAUGAGUCAGCCAUGCCGGCUCAAGGUCAAGGUCACAACUCGAGGUCAAAGGUUUGAGCCUUCCAUUUUAUGUCCGCUCUAUAUCUCCUAAACCCCUUCAAGGAAUUUUAUAAAACUUGGGUCAAAUGACCACCUCAUCAAGACGAUGUGCAGAACCCAUGAAUCAGCCAUGCCGGCUCAAGGUUGAGGUCACAACUGAAGGUCAAAGGUUUGAGCCUUCCAUUUUGUGUCCGCUCUAUAUUUCCUAAACCCCUUGAAGGAUUUUCAUCAAACUUGGGUCAAAUGAUCACUUCAUCAAGGUGAUGUGCAAAACUCAUGAGUCAGCCAUGCUGGCUCAAGGUCAAGGUCACAACUCUAGGUCAAAUGUUUUAGUCUUCCAUUUCGUGUCUGCUCUAUUAUCUCCUAAACCCCCUUCAAGGAAUUUUAUAAAACUUGGGUCAAAUGAUCACCUUAUCAAAUUGAUGUGCAGAACUUACGAGUCAGCCAUGCUGGCUCAAGGUCAAGGUCACAGCUUAGGGUCAAAGGUUUGAGCCUUCCAUUUUGUGUCCACUCUGUAUCUCCUAAACCCCUUGAAGGAUUUUCAUCAAACUUGGGUCAAAUGAUCAUCUCAUUAAGAGCUCAUGAGUCAACCAUGUCAACUCAAGGUCAAGGUCACAACUCAAGGUCAAAGGUUUGAGCUCUGUAUCUCUUAAACCCCUUGAAGGAUUUUCAUGAAACUUUGGUCAAAUGAUCACCUCAUCAAGAUGUUGUGCAAAAUUCAUAAGUCAGCAAUAUCAGUUCAAGGUCAAGGUCACAGCUAAAGGUCAAAGGUUUACCAUUUAACUAUCCAUAACAGCGGCGGGGGAUUUAGCUGUCUUUCAGACUGCCUUGUUCAUCUAGGUAAAAAUGUUAUUUGUUUACAUAUUAGUGUAACUGAUGGAUUUUGAGGUAACAAUUUUUCUCUUUUGUAUUUAAAAGUCUUCAGAGCAUUUGUGUUUGAAAUGUGCACUAACAAUCAAAAUGCUGUCUCGUUUAUGUAUACAUGCAGUUCCUGUUAAGAUAGUUGGUAAAGUUAGAUUUUUUUUGACUUAUUUUCGUUAUUUGUUUUCUUGAAAAGAGUUUUUGAUAAUCUACUAGUAUAUGAUACUUACAGUUGUGAUUAAUAGAAUGUUUUGUAUUAUAUUUUUGUAUGAAAUAGAAAGAAGAUACUUU
This is a messenger RNA of Mercenaria mercenaria, 8464 nucleotides long. Its product is annotated as trifunctional purine biosynthetic protein adenosine-3-like. Gene Ontology annotation, molecular function: phosphoribosylglycinamide formyltransferase activity; ATP binding; phosphoribosylformylglycinamidine cyclo-ligase activity. Gene Ontology annotation, biological process: 'de novo' IMP biosynthetic process; adenine biosynthetic process. NCBI's taxonomy places the organism in Eukaryota, Metazoa, Mollusca, Bivalvia, Venerida, Veneridae. The transcript is spliced from 22 exons. The record is from RefSeq and is a predicted model, not a curated record. The coding region runs from base 90 to 3089 and encodes 999 amino acids. Gene Ontology annotation, cellular component: cytosol.